Molecule: messenger RNA, 2079 nt
Organism: Coffea eugenioides
Lineage: Eukaryota; Viridiplantae; Streptophyta; Magnoliopsida; Gentianales; Rubiaceae
Product: protein ABCI12, chloroplastic
Exons: 7
Coding region: 230-1399 (389 amino acids)
Cellular component (GO): chloroplast
Source: RefSeq, a predicted model, not a curated record
GCUGAAUUUCAGAGGUAUUCAAAGCUGAUAUACUACUACUCAUUGGCAACAAUAACCUCAAGGUAAUCCCAGGAAAAACAGAGCAAGGAAACAAAUUGUAAAGAAAAAGAAAACAAAUAAGACGAAAAAAGAGCAAAAGAUUUAAAACUGUUUUCCUCCCUCUUCCCCUUCGCGAACCCCUUCCCAACUCAACCUGCCCGAUUGUAUCAGUAAUCUGUAGACUGGACCCAUGUACGCCCAAGUUCUCCACACUCAUCCCUCAUCGAAACUUCCUUGUCCUUCUCCCCUUCUCCUUGUUAGGCCCUUAACUACACCAAUCUUCAAACACCAAUUCACUCCAAACUCAAGAACCCAACUUUAUUUCUUGCACCAUCACUGCCAAAAGCUAAGAAAGCCCCUUAUCAGAUGUGCAGCAAACAGUGAAGGAGUUGGGGGCUCCAGAAACUGGGAAAAAUGGGUUCCAAGAGACUUUCUUGCUGCUGAUAAAAUAUUCAGAUGGAUUUCUGAGGCUACUUCUAGUCCCAUUGCCCAGUAUAUAUCUUCACCAACAACUUUCUUGCACUCUGUUGAUCCCAGAAUUAAAUUGGCAUGGCUCCUUGUACUUGUUGUUUUACCAGCAAGGUCACACAUCUCUGUGCGCUUUGGCUUAGUGAUUUUCCUGGCUUCGUUAUCGAUGUUGAUGCAGCCUAAGCAGGUUUGGAUGGACCAGUUGGGACGGGUGACUCUGCUCUCUGGGAUCUUAUUUAUAAUGCUAGGACUGGGUACAGAUAGUGCACCAUCCCUUGUAUUUUCAAGAACUCCACCACCCUCAGUUUUGGGGUUGCCGAAUCUUCCGACAUCUUUGGAUGGCUAUUCAUACGUUGUUAUGAAGUUUGGUCCCUUACAAUUGACAAGGAAGGGCUUAUCAACAGCUAGUACAUCAGCAUGUUUGACCUUUGUUAUCUUCCAAAGUGCAAGCCUCUGCCUCACGAGUACGACUCCCGAGCAGCUUGCAUUUGCCCUGCAGUGGUUCAUCCAUCCUCUGAAGCAUCUAGGUUUGCCUGUGGCAGAAGUCAUCCUUACUCUCUUACUGUCUUUGAGGUUCAUCAGUUUGGUAUUCGAUGAGGUUCGUAAUGUUGCCCUGGGGAUUGUAUCACGCAGAAUCAAUUGGCAGCUUUUGACCACUAUGGAGACAGUUGAUGUUUUCUUUACAUACAUCAGACGGAUCUUCAAAAACAUUUUCAGGCACUCAGAGCAGAUAUCUCAGGCUAUGAUUGUCAGAGGCUUUCGAGGAGACUGCGAUUCUCACAAAAUUUUUCUGUCAGCGGACACAUCUAGUGCAAUGGCCAACAUUAUAUCGUUGCUUUGCUUGUUUGGUCUUGUAGGGGCUGCCACUAUGUCAAAGUACCUCCUGCUGUGAUAUCUGUUGCUUGAAAAAUCUUCCACUCUCUUCUUAUUCUCAAAGCAAUAGAAGCCUUUCUUCAACUCCUCCCUUCCAUGUUCUUCAUCAUCAUUUUACCUUGCUCCUUCCCUUCUUAGCAUCUUCAGUAACUACAGCUGAUCAAUGUGACGAGCCAAAAAAGGUUACGUUCCCUCCUUAUAGGCAAUUAAACAUGCUUCUUAAUUACAACUACUUCAGUUUUUUCCAUUUGCUUCGAUUGCUUAGAAUUGUAGCACUCGGGAAGCCACUCUUUCGACAGGGGUGAUGUCGAGUACAAGUUUCUUGUUGAUCGAAUUUAUUCUUAUCAAAGAGAACCGCUCCUUGGUUUUGUGAUGAACUCAGCCAGAGGCAGCUCCAGAGUUCAGACGGCUGCUAAGUUCUUUACUCUUGCUGUCUUAAAAGCUGCAUCUUUUGUGGUGAGAAAAGAAUUGGUGCUGCACAUUCUUAGAAUAUUUUGCAGAUUAGAAGACAUAAAAGCAGCUGAUUGAAUGCAAAGUGUGCACAGUUAGGAUUAUGUAAUAGAUGAACUUAUUGUCCAAGAAGCAACGGGUAUGUAUAUAUUGACAGGGCUGCAAAUUUUGCCAUUGUUUAAUGAUGAAGCCCUUGAAACAUUUUUGACAAAAUUUUAGUCGAUGUUGGCCUUUGCCUAGAAUUUCAAA